UGGCAUUUGAUUGCUUCAAUUUAUAUUCUCCGUUCAGUAGCUCUUAUUUGUUGCUUUUGCUGGCCUUUGUCACGCUCUUAUCAAUUCAGGUGACUUUGUGGGAUUCUUUGUGUUUUAAUUUUUCUAUUUACUGUUUACAACCCCCCCUCUUAUCUAUGGUGGGAGCUAGGAUUUAUUGACCGCUUGAUCGGAGCAAAGCUUUAUUUAUUUGAUCUUGUCGGAAAUAAUUGCUCGACAGGCUAUUUCUUGCAUAUUCUGUAUAACAUAUUAUUAUAAGAAAUACAGAAUAUGAGGUUGAAUUUCAGUGAGCCUGCGACGCCGAUUUUGAGCCGUCAGAAUACGACGCAUAAUGGGGGAGCAUAUCACUAUAGACAUGAGACUCAUCCGCAUCGACUAUCCUCACGAAGAAAACCACGAAGAUGGCCGCUAGUCUUUCGAUUUAUCAAGGGUGCUAUCCACGGCGCGAUUCUCUUGCCUGUUAGCCUACACGCCUUGUUCACGGCCUUUGUUGUAUUCCUCGACACAUAUGUAUUUACCGUUGGAUUGCCAGCUACCAUUAUCCCCUCCUUGUCCAUCGUCGUAGGUUUGAUGCUCGUCUUUCGAAAUCAAACCUCCUACAAUCGUUUCUGGGACGGCCGGAACGCAUUAAAUACCCUCAACACUUGCGUGCGGAAUCUCGUUCGGACAAUCGUCACAAAUUCGUACAGUACUGAUGGUCCCCUCUCUGCCGCUGAGAAAGAAGAUAUCGAACGUACUAUCCGUGUCCUCAUGGCUAUACCGUUCUCGGUCAAAAACCAUCUCCGCGCUGAAUGGGGUGCUGCUUUUGCCUUUGAGUAUGAUGUGGACGAAAGUGGUGCUGCUGCGUAUAAUCCCGACUAUGCUGGUCUUUUGCCAGAUGGAUUGGAAGGCCAUGAGGAUGAGGGGCUGGGGCUUCCAUUCCAGUUGACCUUUUUUAUUGAUGGGUUUGUUAAGAGGGGUGUUGAGAGGGGGUGGUAUAAUGCUCCCGGAGCGAGUCAGAUGCAGGCCCAGUUGAACACCUUGACGGAUGUAUAUGGCAAGAUGGAAACAAUAAAGUUGACUCCUAUUCCUGUUGCUUAUCUAAUACAUCAGAAACAAGUACUCGCCCUAUUCGGAUGCGUGCUUCCAUUCGCCAUGGUAGAUGAAAUGGGUUGGUGGGCAGUGCCUAUAACCAGCCUAGUCAUCUUCACCUUAUAUGGCAUCGAAGGAAUUGGCUCCCAACUUGAAGAUCCCUUCGGAUAUGAUCGUAACGACAUCAAAAUGGAUGCUCUCGUCGGCGACGCCAAGACAGAAAUAGACGUCGUACUUUCGGAGUGGCGGAAACUAGUUAAGUCGAUGGAAUCGGCAUAUAUGGGAAAUGACGAGCAGCGUGUUGCCAAUGGGAUGACUCCAGUCAACAGGAAGGAGGGUAAAUAUGCGCCACCGGAUCUGUUUUUGAGAACUAGACCACGGACUGCUCGUUAGCCAAGACAGGAUCGAACGGUUCUCUCCCUGGGUAUUGAUGGGCAUUCCUUGAUUUUCCCGUUGACCCAAGAUACCCAUAUAAAAUACUUGUUCAAAUGUUGUGCCUGUGCGCUUAGAAUACUUGUCACACAUACAGCCUAUGCACAGGCUAUGCUUUUAGGUUUCCUUUGAGUCGUGGUAUAUGUACAAACUUGGAUAAUUUCAC
Aspergillus wentii DTO 134E9 is the source of this 1687-nucleotide messenger RNA. Its product is annotated as bestrophin family protein. The transcript has 4 exons. Gene Ontology annotation, molecular function: chloride channel activity. The record is from RefSeq and is a predicted model, not a curated record. NCBI's taxonomy places the organism in Eukaryota, Fungi, Ascomycota, Eurotiomycetes, Eurotiales, Aspergillaceae. Bases 289 to 1482 code for a protein of 397 amino acids.